Messenger RNA from Rhodotorula graminis WP1, 1558 nucleotides. RefSeq lists its product as uncharacterized. The record is from RefSeq and is a predicted model, not a curated record. The transcript has 10 exons. The coding region runs from base 1 to 1518 and encodes 505 amino acids. Lineage: Eukaryota; Fungi; Basidiomycota; Microbotryomycetes; Sporidiobolales; Sporidiobolaceae.
AUGGCCGACUCUAUCCAGUCGCUCGUCGAGGGCAUCCUGAGCAACCUUCCCGAGGGCGCCAACCCGUGGUCAAUCUUGCGCGCGACCCUCACCGCCCAAGUUCGACCCGACCUCGGCCGCGCCUUUCGCACGCAGCUCUACGUCUGCAGCGCGCUCGUUGCAGCGAUCACUCUCGUCCUCAUCGCGUGCAUGGUCGCCAAGUGGAGACAAGGGACCUACUGGCUCUUCCGCAUCCACCGAGCGACGGGCGGCCGCUUCCUCGUCGUUCACUACGCGAGCUCCUGGACAACGGUGAUCAUUCUUUUCUUUGGCCUCCUCCAAGGUUACAUCUGGCAGACGGUCAAAUACACGUCGGGCGACCCAGUCCUGAACUCGGACCUCUGGCGCAUGUGCGUGUGGUGGCCCGGCUGGCUCGCCUUUUGGCUCGCCGCAUGGUCCCUGCGUGUCUCUCACGUCCUUCACCUCGACUCGUCGGGCCGUCCCUCGCGCGCCAUGUACUCGCAGGCCUGGUUCAUCAACAGCGGCGGCGUCCUCGUUCCCGCGCUGUCGGCAACGACCAUCGCCAUCUUGUCGUGGCAGGCCCACGAGCGCUACGUCGAGGCCAUGAAGCGCUUCUCGCUCAUCGACUCGACGCUCGCCGCCGCCGAGAUGGACUACUCUCGCCAGAUCGACACGUCCGACGUCAUGAGCAGCGGUGCCCUGCAGCUUGCGGCCGACUUUGCGUCCUCGUUGUCGUCCUUUGGCGACUUCUUCCGUGGCGUCUUCUGGGCGUAUUUUGGCUUCACCGUCCUCCUCGAGGGCAUCCUCAUCCUCACGACCAUCUUCCACCUGCGCGAGCUGCGCCGCACCAUGGGCGACCUCCGUGGAAGGGCCCAGCAGUCGGUCGAGGCUCGUGCGCAAGGCGACAUGAUCGAGCAAGGGUACCGCAGCUUGCGCAACAUUACCGCCGCUGUCGUCGCGUGCUGCACCGCCGUCAACAUCCUCUUUGCGUACGUCGCCAUCGCGGGCCGCAAGGUCAUCAACGACAAGAAGUACUCGGAGGUGGCGUCGCUCCUGCCGUUGUGGCUCUUUUCCCUCCUCGGCCUCCCGCUGUCCCUCCUCUUCCUGCGCCGCAUCCUCUCGAGCGCCCCCGCCCGGGCCUCUCGCGAGCCCUCGCCCUCGACGCAAGAGCAGGGCUCGGCGCACGCCGUCCACACCGGCGCCCACUCGACGCCGUCGACGGCUGCGGGCGACCACAAGGCGUCGACGCCGGUCGAGGAGUACGCCAUGGCGUCGCUCGGCUCGCUCUCGCCGCAGCACGCGGUCGCCAAGACGGACGAGUACGCGUCGCUCCGGCAGGCGAGCCCGUCGCUGAGCGCCGGGAGCGACGCCCAGCUCGUGUCGACGGCCGGCGAGCUGCCGUUCUUCGCGAGCUACGAGACGAGGGCGCCGCCGGCCCAGGACGUCGAGGAGGUGCACCCGGCUGAGAAGGGCAGCGGCAGGUGGGGCUCUCGCAAGGCGGCGGCAGGGCGCAAGUAGACAGAGGGUCCGUGCGGCGUCUCUCGUAGCCUCCCUUUCC